Messenger RNA from Fulvia fulva, 162 nucleotides. RefSeq lists its product as uncharacterized. NCBI's taxonomy places the organism in Eukaryota, Fungi, Ascomycota, Dothideomycetes, Mycosphaerellales, Mycosphaerellaceae. Bases 1 to 162 code for a protein of 53 amino acids. The transcript has 2 exons. The record is from RefSeq and is a predicted model, not a curated record.
AUGUCUGCGGCUGCGUUGCUGGCAGAGUAUGCAAAAGUGGGAUCUGAUGCACUGUACUCAGUCAACUUGUCUGGACCGGCUUCGGGUAUUACCGGUGGCCUGCACGGGCGCUCGACGGUCGAGAUUCAUCGUCGAAGGUAUAGCCGCAAGGGAGCAUUGUGA